AUGGCGAUCCUGCCUUUUCUCCACCGGGUCGCUCCCAAAACCCUACCUUUCCGCCCCGGGAGCUCGCGCGCCCUCCUCUUCCUCCUCCUCCGGCGGCUCUCUCCGACGCCGCCGACGACCCUCCGUUCUCUCCCAAGCCCCCGGCCGAGCCCCAAGACCCCGGAGAAGCAAGGCCCGGAAGGAACCCCGGGAUCAAGCCGGGGCGGCGACCGGAACGCCCGGCCGGGCCGGACCCCCUUCGACUUCAGGUACUCGUACUCGGAGACAAGCGCCGCCGUCGAGCCCAUCGGGUUCCGCGAGCCGCCGCGGUUCUCUCCGUUCGGGCCCGGCCGGAUCGACAGGACUUGGACGGGGACUUCCGCGCCGGCCCGAGAGGCGCCGGACCCGGAGAAGGCGGCGGGGGAGAGGGAACGGGUCCUGGGAGCUCCGCUUUCGGAGGAGGAAGUGGCGGAGCUCGUGGAGCGGUACCGGCACAGCGAUUGCAAUCGCCAGAUUAAUCUGGGCAAAGGAGGAGUUACUCACAACAUGUUGGAUGACAUUCACAAUCACUGGAAGAAAGCCGAAGCAGUUAGGAUUAAGUGCCUGGGAGUGCCGACACUUGACAUGGACAAUGUUUGCUUUCACCUUGAGGACAAAUCUGGCGGGAAGAUAAUUUACCGCAGUAUCAAUAUCCUCCUCUUGUAUCGAGGUCGACAUUAUGAUCCGAAGCAAAGACCAGUUAUACUCCUCAUGCUAUGGAAGCCUUAUCCACCAAUAUACCCGAAGCUUGUGAAGAAUGUUGCAGAAGGGUUGACAUUUGAGGAAACAAAAGAAAUGAGAAACAGAGGAUUGAACUCUCCCCCUUUAACAAAACUUACGAGGAAUGGUGUCUAUGUCAAUGUGGUUGAGAAAGUGAGGGAAGCAUUCAAGACUGAAGAGGUUGUGAGGUUAGACUGCAAACACGUGGGUACAAGUGACUGCAAACUGAUUGGCGUGAAACUUAGGGAUUUGGUACCUUCCAUUCCUAUAUUAUUUAAGGACGAGCAGAUCAUCCUCUGGAGGGGGAAGAGAGAUACCGAAUCAACCUCCACUUCACAUAUUACCAUAAAUUAGACAUACUGUGAGACCUGCCAGGAUAAUUGGUUGUGAUGUGGUACACGUUAUGCUAGAGCGUCUUUUGAGUGGAGACUCUAGAUAUUCUGGGGUACGAUAAAUCGAGACACCGUUGCUUGGAUGAAGACAUUGUGCAAGAAGGCCCUGGGCCUUUAAGAAACUUGACUUCCCAUCUUUUGGGACGCUUGCUGUCUCAAUUUGAGUUUAGAGUAUGGCAAUGCUAGAGUUUUAACCGGCAACUCCUCCAUGACAAUGUACUCUAGUCCCCUUUUCUUUAUGGACCUUUUGUUUCUUGAAGUAGUUGGGACUUACAUCCCAGGUUUUGAGUUCCCUUUCAUCUCAUUAGGCCGUGAUAUGUAAAUCGAUCAUACGAAUCACUAUAUUGAUUCUGAUGAAAAGGAAAUCCUGCAUGGUAAGUACAGAAGCGUUGUAUUCA
Eucalyptus grandis is the source of this 1528-nucleotide messenger RNA. Its product is annotated as CRS2-associated factor 2, mitochondrial-like. NCBI's taxonomy places the organism in Eukaryota, Viridiplantae, Streptophyta, Magnoliopsida, Myrtales, Myrtaceae. The coding region runs from base 1 to 1092 and encodes 363 amino acids. The record is from RefSeq and is a predicted model, not a curated record. The transcript is spliced from 6 exons. Gene Ontology annotation, biological process: Group II intron splicing. Gene Ontology annotation, molecular function: RNA binding.